This is a messenger RNA of Mytilinidion resinicola, 1002 nucleotides long. Its product is annotated as GroES-like protein. The transcript is spliced from 3 exons. Lineage: Eukaryota; Fungi; Ascomycota; Dothideomycetes; Mytilinidiales; Mytilinidiaceae. Bases 1 to 1002 code for a protein of 333 amino acids. Gene Ontology annotation, biological process: alcohol metabolic process. The record is from RefSeq and is a predicted model, not a curated record. Gene Ontology annotation, molecular function: alcohol dehydrogenase (NADP+) activity; zinc ion binding.
AUGGCUAUUCCUCAGGACACCACGACCUACCAUGGCGUCUCCGGCGACGUGAAGCCCACCACAACCGCACUCCCAGCCCUUGGACCAAAGGAAAUCUUGAUCAAGAUCACGCACACCGGUCUCUGCGCAUCUGACCUUGCCUAUAUCCCCUACGGCAUCGCCCUCGGCCACGAAGGUGUCGGCACCGUACUCGCAAUCGGCAGCGAGGUCACCCAAUUCGCAGUCGGUGACCGUGCUGGCGGAGGAUACCAUCGCAAUAGUUGUGGGCACUGCUCUUACUGUCUUAGCGGCCAGGACAUAUGGUGCUACGAGCGAACCAUAUUCGGCGAGAAAGAUUACGGUAACGGGACGAUCGCAGGUCACUAUGUUGGUGUUGAGACAUAUCUACACAAGAUCCCGGAAGGACUGGAGAGCGAGCACGCUGCGCCUCUGCAAUGCGCUGGCGCAACUGUAUAUAACGCUCUUCUUGGGGUAGCGAAGCCUGGUGAGCGGGUGGGGAUCGUGGGUAUUGGCGGAUUGGGCCAUUUGGCAGUGCAAAUAGCGAGAAAAAUGGGCGCGGAGGUUGUUGUGUUCAGUACCAGUCAAGACAAAGAAAAGGAAGCGAAGGGAUUCGGUGCGAACGAGUUCUACUUGCUGGACGAGGUGGAGAAAGUGACGAAGCCGAUAAACACACUAGUCGUUUCAGGGAACAAGUAUCCAGAUUGGGACAAGUUCCUGGUAAAGAACGUUCUUGCGCGUGCUGGAACGAUCAUUCCCCUUGCAGCACCUCAUGAUCGUCUUAAUCUUCCUGCGUUUCAACUCUUCUUUGAUGGAUACAAUGUCAAAUCGAGCUUGGUGGCUUCGCGCCGCACGCAUGACGAUAUGCUCGCAUUCUGCGCUUCGCACGAUGUCAAACCAGUAAUUGAGAGAUUUGAGCUCAGUGAAAGUGGAAUAGGAGAAGCAAUCGGAAAGCUUACCGCAAAUAAGAUGCGGUAUCGAGGGGUGUUGGUCGCUCCAGAGUAG